This is a messenger RNA of Saccharomycopsis crataegensis, 1371 nucleotides long. RefSeq names its product PPIL4 family peptidylprolyl isomerase. Gene Ontology annotation, biological process: protein peptidyl-prolyl isomerization. Gene Ontology annotation, cellular component: nucleus. Gene Ontology annotation, molecular function: peptidyl-prolyl cis-trans isomerase activity; RNA binding. The transcript has a single exon. Lineage: Eukaryota; Fungi; Ascomycota; Saccharomycetes; Ascoideales; Saccharomycopsidaceae. The record is from RefSeq and is a predicted model, not a curated record. Bases 1 to 1371 code for a protein of 456 amino acids.
AUGAGUGUCUGGGUGGAAACGACUCUCGGGAACCUCAUAAUAGACCUCGAUGUCCAGGACGCGCCGUUGGAAUGCCAAAAUUUCCUCAAGCUAUGUCAGUUGAAGUAUUACAACUAUGCGCCCUUCUUAAACCUCCAAAAGAACUUUGCGGUGGAGAUUGGCGAUCCAAUGUAUCCACUAUCUAAAACAGGCUGCUCCAUUUGGGGGUUCAUAAAUGAUCAAGGGCAAAUCGAGUAUGAUCCAAAUAAGAAGACCCCCGUUAAUCGUGCCAAACAGUACUUUGUCCCCAAUAAGCAAAACAGCCAUAAGGUCGUCGAUCAAGUGGGGACUGUUGCACUAAUAACCAAUACCGACCAAUCUAAAGCGAGUAGUAAAUUAUUAAUCACUUUGGAUGAGAAUUUACAUGGGUUACAGGAUAGUGGUGCCGUGGUAUUUGGUAAAGUUAUUGAUGGGUUUAGUACGUUAAAUGCGAUAAAUGAGUCGUUCAUCGAUGAUGCUAAUAAUCCAUUGGUAGACAUUAGGAUCAAGAAUACGUUUAUCAUUGCUGAUCCGUAUGUCACAGAGUUUCAACCACAAUUUGAAGGUUAUAAAGCACCAAAAACCACGGCUUUUCCCAAAAAAUUGAUUGCUCAUGUACGAUUACCAGAGAAUCUUGAGAAUAAUAUUGGUAACGAUGAUGAAGAGACGAAUAUUUCACGGUUUAAAGAAAACGAAGCAAAGUCACAGGCAUUGACCCUUGAAAUGAUUGGUGAUCUACCCCACGCCGACGUGAAGCCUUUGGAAACCAUUUUGUUUGUUUGUAAAUUGAACCCAAUCACCCAAGAAGACGAUUUGCAAUUGAUUUUCUCGAGGUUUGGGAAAAUUAAAUCAUGUAAUAUUGUGAAAGAUGGUAUCACUGGCAAGUCAUUACAAUAUGCCUUUAUUGAUUUCGAAGAUAAAAAAAGUUGCGAGGCUGCUUAUUUGAAAAUGGAUGGGAUCAUCAUUGAUGAUCGAAGAAUCCAUGUUGAUUUCAGUCAAAGUGUUUGGAAUUAUAAGAAUGACAAUAAAAAGGGUGGUCAAAGGGAUGGAGAUAAUAGAAAUGUUCGGCCAACAUCUUCUUCUCAAAGACACCAUCAUCGUCGUCGUCAGGAUCAUGAUGAUCAUCGAAGAGGUUAUUAUAGUAGAAGAGAGGAUACCGGUAGAGAAUCACAUAGACAUCAUGAUAGGUAUUACGGUAAUGAGUCUAAAGAUAGGUAUUACAGGAAUGAUUCAAGGGAUAGGCAUAGACAAGAUAGGCAUAGAUACGACUCAGAUGAUAAGCAUUACAGUAGAAAACGAAAAUAUCAGGAUUAUGAUAAAGAGGAUUCACGGGAUAGUCAUAGAAGACGCUAA